UUCUUGCUUUUAGCUUUGGUCUUCCCUCCACAACUUGAACCUCCAAAACUAAACAUGACUUGUAUGAACUUGUCGUCACUACCCGAAGAAUGCAUCUCACACAUCUUGUCGUUGAUAUCGCCGACGGACGUAAUCCGAUCAUCGGCGGUUUCGAAACAACUCUUAUCGGCAUCCGAAUCGGACACCAUUUGGGUGAAGUUCCUGCCAUUUGAUAUUGAUCUCAUCAUCUCUGAAUCGUCAACAACGCUUGAUCAACAACAGUUGACUUCUAAGAAAAAGCUCUUUCUCCAUCUUUGCCGAUAUCCUUUACUCUUCAAUAAUAACACUCUGAGCUUUUCACUAGACAUACAGAGCGGCAAGAAAUGCUACAUGCUUAGUGCAAGUACACUAGUAAUUCCACGAGGCGACACCCCCGAUUGUUGGGUUUGGAAAUCAGACCCUAAAUCAAGGUUCCCAAAAGUGAUUGAGCUUCAAUGGAUCGACAUAACUGGCAAAAUACACACCAAAAUGCUGUCACCAAACACAACUUACGGCGUUUAUUUCGUGUUCAAGCUAGGAAUCAAGUACCCUGCAACAUUCGAACACACAUCCGUUAAGCUAUCCGUAUUAGAACUCGACGAAGGGUUGCCAAGAAAUGAUCAACACCAUCUUCUUCGUCGUAAAACGGUCCAUAAGGAGUUUUACCUCAAAACUCCAGUAGAGUCUGAAAUUUUCAAAUUUACAGAGCAAUUCAGAAGGCAUGUUGAAGCAGUGCAGCUUCCGACUGAGAGAUGUGAUGGUUGGAUGGAGAUAGAGUUGGAAAGGUACAACGUUGGUAGUGGUGGUGAUGGUGGUGGUGAUAAUGGAAGUAUGGUGUUGGAGAUUUGUAUGAGGGAUGUUGAUGGACUUAAUUGGAAGGCUGGUCUUCUUGUUCAAGGGAUUGAAUUACGUCCUUUGGACUGAUUGAUUGACUAAGUCAACGUGUUACUUUGGGAACUAUGGUGGCAUUCAAGGGGUAACAAAAAUAUUAUCGGAGAAGAGGAUUUGGAGUCUGUUUCCUACAAUUUGUGUACCAUUUAUGAAUCACUUUUUUUUUUAAUUGAUCGAUGAAUAUUUGUACCAUUUGUGUAUCAUUUGUGAUCCAUUGUUUUUUGUCAUCUAGGGGAGGAUACAAGCCGUAUCAAGUCGCACUCUAAUACGACUUGGCUUUAUGUGAACUCGACUCAACUCGAGUUAAAAAGUUCCUGACGGACUAUGCUUGAUAAAAAUUCUUUUAGUUCGAGUUGAA
Spinacia oleracea (spinach) is the source of this 1267-nucleotide messenger RNA. Its product is annotated as F-box protein PP2-B10-like. The record is from RefSeq and is a predicted model, not a curated record. The transcript has 2 exons. Gene Ontology annotation, molecular function: protein binding. Lineage: Eukaryota; Viridiplantae; Streptophyta; Magnoliopsida; Caryophyllales; Amaranthaceae. The coding region runs from base 55 to 942 and encodes 295 amino acids.